Molecule: messenger RNA, 1784 nt
Organism: Salvelinus sp. IW2-2015
Lineage: Eukaryota; Metazoa; Chordata; Actinopteri; Salmoniformes; Salmonidae
Product: potassium voltage-gated channel subfamily V member 2
Biological process (GO): protein homooligomerization; potassium ion transmembrane transport
Cellular component (GO): voltage-gated potassium channel complex; membrane
Molecular function (GO): voltage-gated potassium channel activity
Source: RefSeq, a predicted model, not a curated record
CAGAGGGGGGUAUUAAAGUAGAACAGUAAUGCUCCCAGAUUUGAAUCUGCCGUCUGCUGUAUAGCCCACGGAAGGCAACGACAUGGGAAGCACCGGGAGGAUGCUCAACCUUUGGAACAGGAGGCAGAGCCUCUUCCCUAACUACAAAGUCACUGGGCCUAAUGCUGAACUUAGAAGACCCUCAGAAGACAGCACCCUUCCAUUCACCAAGGACAGCUGUAUAAAAGAGUGGAAUUCCAUGCAAGAACUGAGCAAGGACAUUUAUGACAUCUACUCUGAGUAUGAGGAUGAGGAAGAUGAGAAGCCUUUGGCUCUUCUUUCAAGGCUGGCUUCACCCACCAAGAAUUACAAUCUCAACAUCAAUGUUGGGGGGAAGUCCUAUCAGAUAGCUUACCGGUUGGCGGCCAGGUACCCUAAAACUAGGAUAGGGCGGCUUGCCACCUAUACAGACCACAACAAGAAACUGGACCUGUGUGACGAUUACCAAGUCAAGAAAAAUGAGUACUUCUUUGACAGGGACCCAGAGAUUUUCAACAACAUCUUCACCUUCUACAGAACUGGGGUGCUGUGGAUAAAAGACGAGCUGUGUCCCAGAAACUUUCUGGAGGAGAUCAACUACUGGGGCGUGAGGAUCAAGAACACCCACCGCUGCUGCCGGAUUUCCUUUGAGGAGCGACAGGACGAAAUAAACGAGCAGCUGAACAUCCAGAGAGAGCUGGAGGCUGAGGUGGAGAUCGAGGAGAAUGAGGAGCUGUUUCAGGACAUGUUCAUGGGGCAUAACCGCAGAGUGAUCUGGAACCUAAUGGAAAAACCUUUCUCCUCUGUCCCUGCCAAGCUCAUGGCCUUGGUCUCCAGCCUGUUUGUCCUGGUAUCCCUGGUGGCCAUGACACUCAACACAGUAGAGGAUAUGCAGUACAAGACUCCCUCUGGCCAAUUGAGCGGGAAGACCUACUGUGAAUUUGUGGAGUCUCUGUGCAUUGCUUUUUUCACCAUGGAGUAUCUGCUCAGGCUGGUGUCCACACCUGACCUCCAGACUUUCGCCAGGAGCAUGCUCAACACGGUGGACCUGAUCGCUAUUCUACCUCAGUACUUGCAGCUGGCUUUGGAGUGCUUUGAAAACAAUGACUACGUGAAGCACGAACAUGACAUGAGGACAGUUGGGCAGGUGGGGAAGCUGGGCCAGGUGUUGCGGAUCAUGCGGCUGAUGCGUAUAUUUCGUAUCUUGAAGCUGGCGCGCCACUCCACCGGACUGAGGGCGUUUGGCUUCACACUCCGCCAGUGCUACCAGCAGGUGGGCUGCCUCUUCCUCUUCAUCGCCAUGGGAAUCUUCGCCUUCUCUGCCAUGGUCUACACUGUGGAGCAUGACGUGCCCCAAACCAACUUCACAAGCAUCCCCCAUGCAUGGUGGUGGGCUGCUGUGAGCAUCUCCACCGUGGGCUAUGGAGACAUGUAUCCAGAGACCAUCCUGGGGCGUCUCUUUGCUUUCUUCUGUAUUUCCUUUGGAAUCAUACUGAACGGACUGCCCAUCUCCAUCCUCUUCAACAAGUUCUCAGACUACUACGCCAAACUGAAAUCCCACGAGUACACCGCAAACAUGAAGAACCGGGGGAAAAUUAGGUUUGCCAAAAGGACAGCAAUGAAGAUCUCACUUUGUUGUGGAGUUGGACACACUACAUGAUGCUACAGCUAACUGUUUAGGACUUUGUAAGACACAUCUGCCUGAUCUUCCUUACAUUGGCAACAUAUAUAGUAUCGGGUUGAAUAAAGUAAUGUUAACUUUGAAA